Momordica charantia (bitter melon) is the source of this 1658-nucleotide messenger RNA. RefSeq lists its product as uncharacterized. The record is from RefSeq and is a predicted model, not a curated record. NCBI's taxonomy places the organism in Eukaryota, Viridiplantae, Streptophyta, Magnoliopsida, Cucurbitales, Cucurbitaceae.
UUCCCUCUAAAUUAAUCUCGAUCCCUUUUAGUCCCUUUAGAUUAAUGAGUCACCCACAAUGAUUAAGUUGUUAUAAAUUUUAUACUAUAGAGAUUAAACUGUUAUACAAGAGUUUAGAGAGCUUAAAUUGCUACCUAUUUGAAAAUAUACAGACUAAAUUAUCACAAAUUAAAGUUCAUGGAUUAAAUAAUGAAAGUACGAAGAACCAAACAUAUAUUUUUUUACCUAACUUAUUCAAUCCAAGAUGGCUUAAAUUAGAUAUUUACCCUAUUUCACAGUUGUGUUACUUAACAUGGAAAUGGAAUCAUGAUGUGAAAUUGAAAAAUAACAUCAAUAGUAAUUUUGGGUCCAUUGGACAUACAUCAUAAUCGAAAACUGGUAGCUAAGACAGCUUUUUUAGUAAUAGAAUUUUCUGGUGGAAGAAUGGCUGUCGAUGAACCAAAAUUACCAUAAUAAACAUUUUGGCGGUAGUUGAAGAAGAGAAGGAGAGAGGGUAUAACGGUCAUUGAAGGAAAAGAGAAUUUGCCCUGGCCCUCUACUGGUCGUUAGUCCACACUCUAAUCUGAUGGCAGUACGAAAAUAUUCUCUCGCUCUCACGUCCUUUCCUUCCACCAGCUCCCCCUCCCAUGUCUGCUCCACAGAAACUGCAUUCUUAGCAUGAACUUGCAGGGCCAAUGCCGUCGCUCGACAGCCAUGUGAUGCAAAUUCCAAGAAGGAAUCGUACAUUCUUCGCUUUGCUCUCUAUAAUUUGCGGUUUUUGCAGUUUUCUUUCUUGUCCAUUCUGGCUCGUCGAUUUCUUCGGUUCGUCGAUUGUAGAAUCGGUGGAUAUGACUCUUCGUCGUAUCUCUUCUGAACUCUGAAGUGACCCCCCCUCUCUUUGCUCUUGCAUUAUUUCACUCGCUGAUUUCAGAAUCGAGCAUGGCGCAACAGGAAGAUGGCUGGCCAUUAGGGUUGCGGCUUAUGAACGCCAGAGUUGGAUUGGCGGGAAAUCGCGAUCUCUCUGCGUCGGUUUCCUUCAAUACUCUGCGCACACAUUCUCCCAGCUCAUUCACCGACUCUUCCUCCGAUCUUGAUACCGAGGUAAUUGGUUUUCAGUCAACUGGGUCGUUCUACCAUGACAAGAGCAUCACGCUUGGGAGUCUAAUUGGUGUGUCCAGCAUUCUGGAGCUAUCACGAAGAUCAACAAAAGGAAACAAGGUGGAAACACUUGAAGACAAGAAGAAGGACAAGUCCAAGCCAUGGCUGUUUUCUUUAUCUUUGUGCAUUAAGCUCCGCCCUGAUGCUGUGAGUUUGAGGAGCUCUCCUUCACUUGAGCACUCGCUUGCUGCAGAGAGGAUAGCUACAAGAAAUCACAGGAUUCAGAACCCUACCAUGUAUGGACCCAACGAUUUCUCACCGAUUCGUCCUGUUUCAGGAACAAACUCUCUGUUUGCCGGUGACCAAGUUGCUCCCAUCUCAUUUGCACCGGUGGUUGAAGAGGGAGCGAGAAAAUCAAAUGGAGAACUUGGUAACAGUCAAGGGGUUCCUCUUCUCUUUUCAUGUCUAUAUUGCCAACUGAUUAAAUAAUUCUUUCUUUGAUUUGUACAAUAAUGUUCAAAUGCAUUGUUUCAAUACAACUUUUUCUCCAUGGAAAAAUGGUCAUCUGUUUCAUUCUAGCA